UUUCUAUUAAAUUGCAAACUAGUGAAGUGCUAUUCGUAUAGUUGCAAGUUUUGUCUUUUGUGUUAAUUGUAUUAUUAUUUGUGCAAAUAAAGCUAUGAAAUUAAAUACUGAAUUAAACAAUUCGGUCAGCGAGGACGAAAUGGAUGAUGAUGAAAUGGCAGCUGAGGAGUCCCAGGAGGAACCUGACGCCAACUCUCAGGAGGAGGACGAGGAAGAAGAUGACGAAGGCGAUGAACUUGAAGAUGAUGAAGAUGAACCACCAGAUGUCAUUAACAAAUCAUUGGGUGGUGGUAAUAAGCCAAUCGUUUUGAAGAAACCCAAAACCAGUGGUUCUGAAACCAAAACUCCUGGUGCUGGCGGUGCAUUGAAGAAGAAAUCAACUCCGAAAAUAGCUAAUCUUGUGGAUGAUGCUAUAAAAUAUCUUAAGGAGAGAUCGGGCUCUUCGGUCGUGGCCAUUAGACGUGUUAUCGUAACCAAUCACCCCAGUAUGGAGCACAAACGUUUAAACCUCCAUAUCAAGCGUUAUUUGAAGACAUGCGUUGAUAACGGUACCAUGGAACAAGUAAAACUUUCCUUCAGAUUUACCAAAAAAUACCAAACCGAAAAGAAACGUUUGGAAAAGGAACGUGAAAAGAAGAUGAAGGAGAAGAACAAACAGAAGGAAAAAGAUGCGAAGAAAGCCAAAAAAUCCAACAACAAAGAGAACAAUGCAAAGGCUAAAACAGCAAAAAGUGAUGAUGGCAAGACCAAAAAACGUCCAGCUGCUAAAGAAGGUAAGGAUAAGCCAGCCAAAAAAGCCAAAGUUGAUAAAGCCGGAGCGAAAAAACCUGGCGCUAAGGCAAAGGCUGCAGGAGGAGCCAAGGCAAAGGCUGGUGAUGAUAAAUCCAAAACCAAAAUGAAACCACGCAAAUCAAUAAAUCUCUUGGUGAAGCCUACACCACCACGUCCAAAGACAAUGAAAAAUGCUGCUGCCGCGGCUAAAAAGAAGAAAGCAGCUGCAACUGUCGCCGCUGCAACAAAAACUGCUGUGAAUGCUGCUGCAGCUGGCGGAAGUACCGCUGCUACCGCAAAGGCCAAAGGACGCAAAUAAAUUUAUAUCUACCUAUUUUAUAAUAAGGUUUUAUUUAUGAAAUUGUGAUUUUUAGUUUUAAAUGUUUUAAAAUUCAUUAUUAUAUUUAUUGAAGUGUGUUUUUAGUUUUAAAUA
This is a messenger RNA of Musca domestica (house fly), 1204 nucleotides long. RefSeq names its product histone H1.3-like. Gene Ontology annotation, cellular component: nucleosome. Gene Ontology annotation, molecular function: DNA binding. Gene Ontology annotation, biological process: nucleosome assembly. The coding region runs from base 95 to 1090 and encodes 331 amino acids. NCBI's taxonomy places the organism in Eukaryota, Metazoa, Arthropoda, Insecta, Diptera, Muscidae. The record is from RefSeq and is a predicted model, not a curated record. The transcript has 3 exons.